Pteropus alecto (black flying fox) is the source of this 4260-nucleotide messenger RNA. RefSeq names its product Zic family member 4 (gene ZIC4). The transcript has 5 exons. Bases 472 to 1479 code for a protein of 335 amino acids. Gene Ontology annotation, biological process: central nervous system development; regulation of transcription by RNA polymerase II. Gene Ontology annotation, cellular component: nucleus. Lineage: Eukaryota; Metazoa; Chordata; Mammalia; Chiroptera; Pteropodidae. Gene Ontology annotation, molecular function: RNA polymerase II cis-regulatory region sequence-specific DNA binding; DNA-binding transcription factor activity, RNA polymerase II-specific. The record is from RefSeq and is a predicted model, not a curated record.
AGAGGGAAAAUAAUUGCUCAAAAAAGAAAAGUCAGUCUUCUCCUCUCCAGUCCGUGGAAAAUCCAAGGGGGACGUUGACAAGAGGGUAUUUUUAGGAAACGCAUCCAAAUACACAGGAUAAGAGUGAAUGUGGUGGUGGUGGAGGGGGGGAAAGUUGUGGAUUGUAGAAGUUAUCAAGUGGGAUUUGCGGCGCUCUCUGCAGGAAACGCGAACGGCUCCAGUUCAAAGCCACAUGCACCAACGUGACAUAUAAGCCAUUAAAAUAUCAUCCUGACGGCUCAUUUCUGCUUCAUCAUACAUUCCCUAACUGCUUCCUGAAAACUGGAAAAGGAGAAAUGAAGGAUGACCGCCUCGCUGGAACCACAAAAGAGAGGCUUAGAGGGGUUUGUGGUCCCCCCUAAGCCACCCCAAAGUGAUAUGCAGAAAUGAGGCGAUCUCAGCAACAGGUGGAGAGGGAUUCAAAGUCAGAAAAUGAGAUACAAGACUUCCUUGGUGAUGAGGAAACGUUUACGGCUUUAUCGAAAUGUCCUAAAAGAGUCAAGUAGUAGCUCCGGACACCAUGGCCCCCAGCUCGCUGCCGCCUCCAGCCCCUCGGUGUUCCCCGGCCUUCACGAGCAGCCUCCCCAGGCCUCCGCCAGCGGCACUUUGAAUGGAUUUCUGCGUCUGGGGCUACCCGGAGAAAUGUACGCGCGGCCUGAACCCUUCGCGCCGGGACCGGUGGCCCGCAGCGACGCUCUGGCAGCUGCCGCAGCCCUGCACAGCUACGGGGGCAUGAACCUGACCAUGAACCUCGCCGCGCCCCAUGGUCCUGGCGCCUUCUUCCGCUACAUGCGCCAGCCCAUCAAACAGGAACUCAUCUGCAAAUGGCUGGCGGCAGACGUCCCCGCGGCCCCGUGUCUCUGCUCCAAAACUUUCAGCACCAUGCACGAGCUGGUCACGCACGUCACCGUGGAGCACGUCGGCGGCCCGGAGCAGGCCAACCACAUCUGCUUCUGGGAGGAGUGUCCGCGCCAGGGCAAGCCUUUUAAAGCCAAAUAUAAACUUGUAAAUCACAUCCGCGUGCAUACGGGCGAGAAGCCCUUCCCCUGUCCUUUCCCGGGUUGUGGGAAGGUCUUUGCUAGAUCAGAAAAUCUCAAAAUACACAAAAGAACUCACACAGGGGAGAAGCCCUUCAGGUGUGAGUUCGAAGGCUGCGAGCGGCGCUUCGCCAACAGCAGCGACCGUAAGAAGCACUCGCACGUGCACACCAGCGACAAGCCAUACACGUGCAAAGUGCGCGGCUGCGACAAGUGCUACACACACCCCAGCUCCCUGCGUAAGCACAUGAAGGUUCACGGGCGAUCGCCGCCGCCGCCUAGCUCUGGCUACGACUCCGCCACGCCAUCCGCUCUCGUGUCACCUUCGUCGGACUUAGGCCGCGAGCCCCUGGUGGCCUCCUCGGCGGCGGUGGCGGCGCGUGGCGACGACUUGAGCGAAUGAUGUCCACCGCGUUGCUCUCAAGGUAAUCUCGCCCGGCGCAGCUGAGCGCCCGCAUCUUGCUCCUGCAACAUCAAAGAGUCCGCGCACAAAGCAAUGUUUCUUCGCCACGGUGCAUCUUCAUGGUAAGUUAGGAUUUCUAUGGCAAUGGGCAAGUCGCACUGAAAUCCUGAAAGGCCGAGCCUGGAGCCCGUCCAGGCUUUUCAUUAAGGACAUAAUAUUUACGUCUAACAGGCCUUUUUUCUUGUGUAUACAAGUAUAUAUUUUUGUUUGACGCGGACUAAAUCAUUUUCAUUUAAUUUCCGGUAAACAAAACCCACGCGAAUGGGCACUUGUUCCCGAUCAUAAUAAAAAUGGAUAAUAAUGUGAGCGAAGAAAAAGGCCGCUUGAAUCGCCGCUCAGCCCUCUUUGUUUCUGCUUUCUGUGGUGAUCAGAGGGCGCAUUUGAGUUUGAUGGCGAGUUUCUAAAGGCGAGGAAAUGGUUUGUAAGAGGGGAAAGAAAAGGAGAAAGGUCUAAUCAAGCUCGGGUUGUUCAAAGAGUCGGGUUUUGGGGUUGAAAGUGUGAGUUUGACGGUGCAUCAGCAUGCCGCGUUAGGCUCGCCAUGGAAAUGCGCGCGGGGAGCGGUCGCUUCAAAGGCGGCACACUUCACUGCAGACACUCUAUUAAGAUACAUUUGCGCUGACCUUUGCUUUCACGCCAUUUAAUAUUGUCACUACGUUCUCUAGUAUAUACCUCCUCCUUAGGACCUGCUUCGCCAGCGUUUAGGGGUUCACCUCGCACUCUAAUGUGGGGGCAGGGGUUGGCGCCAGGGACACUUUCAGGAAAGGGAGGAGCUGGACUCCGUGCAUCUCUGCUGCGUCCCAAAGAGGCUCCAAGGUCAGGAGUAAAUAACUUUAGGACAAUCUCAGAAGCUUAACAAAUGAGCAUCCCAACUCCGUUUCGUGCAAAGUACCUUUCUGCAUCUUGAGUAAGGUGGAGGCCUGAAUCUGAAUGGGACUUUCAGGGCAAGGGGCCCAUCUGGAUGAGUCUGGGAGUUUCAGACUGUGCCUUUGGGACAUUUCCACUUUGGCCCCAAGCACAGCCCUUUCUGCUCCUCAAUCCCAGAAGUUUCUUAAAGCCCCUCAAACUUGUUUCUCCCCAGGGUGAUGUGUAUGGUACCCCUUAGGCCUGGGCUGGCCCUGGGCACGAGCUCAAGAGCCCAAGGCCAAGGGGAUAGGGAAGAUGGCAGGAAAGUUAGAAGUCCAUGUUCCCUUAAUUGUCUUGUUGUUUAUUUUAUCCAAGUACCCCAGUGAAUAGGGGAAAAAUAAACAUGGUGGAAAAAAAAUCAAACAGUGGAGUCUUCUUUAGUGCCAGUUCUUGUGGUUGAAUAAAAAGGAUGGUCUUCUUUCCAUUGAGCUGAGAAAUCUUUGAAGAGGGUUAUUAUCUUUUUUUUGUCGUCCUAACAACACUGAUGAAAUGUAAAAGGUUCUUUGUCAGCGAUUUGUUCUCCUCUCUGUCAAACUCUCUGCCCUGUUAGUUUCAAAUCAUUUCUAAAGAGAUAAAAAUCAAAAAAUUUUUUAAAAAAUACAUGCACGUUACACUAACUGCUAACUUUAAGACUAAGUUCUGCUAAGGGAAAAAAGAAAAGUAAUGCAGUGACAUCAGGUCCAAGCCUGUGGAGCUGUGCAGAUGUUGAGGGGCCCUUUGCACAGGCUCUGGGAUAAGGGAGAAGAAUGCAGAGAUGGUGCAGGCAGAGCAUACAUACCCCAAACUCCCACUGCUUGUCAGCUUCUCUAUGCUCUGGCUUGUACUCAGUCCAAGUCAGGUCACCUGGAGCCUCCUUUGGGGACCCCUCAAACUCUCAAUAUUCUUGCCCCAGAUCUUUGGAACCUAAGGCUGCAGCCAAGUGAUUGUUAAUAUUUUCUGAUUCUUCAAAGACAAUCUCUGCCAAAAAUAGACCCAUUGUGUGUUUCUUCUCACUAACAGCAAUCAGCAAGCCCUUUGUGUCAUUAAUAGAAAGGAGAGUGGCUUGAGAGUGAGACAUUUUUACGAUUUCCUGUUUUCUUCACAAUCGUAGCAAUUGGAGUUCAGAAGAUUAAGUUUACAAGGUAGUGACCCCAGAGUGCAUGCAAACACCCUCCUCCUAUCCAUAUAUGCAGUUCUUCAUUUUAUAUUGUGCCCAGGAAAGAAACUUUCACCCUGUCCAGUUUCCCCCAAACCUUUUCAUGUGGUUUUAAAGGUGGUUUAAAUAAACAAGGAGUUCCAGUCUCCCCGCCCCUGUGAGCUGACUAAAUAAUUUGUAAAGUUUCCCCAAGCUGUAACCCAUGCUGUUAUUAUAGUUGCUACAAAAUGUUGUCUCUUAUAUUGAUUUUUAUUUGCUUACUCGAGGUCCCCAUAUGUUUAUUUAUAUUGCUAAUUUAUGGGAAAAUGUAAUGAUUACAAUGAAUGUGAAUUAUAUAGACAGGCAAAUGUUUUGUAAUCAUAAUUCACACACACACAAAAGCUUGACUGAAACCUUAGACUAUUUAGUAUCCUCUUUAUCCACAGUGUUUGUGAUUUAUCAUCUAUCUCUUUAACAUUCUUAAAUUAUGGACUAACUCGAAAGAAAAAAAGUUGUUACGUAUUUGACUGAAAGUGAUUGUUGAAUGAAAACAUAGUUGAAAACCGUGGCUUAAUCUUGCUGUAAAUAUGUAAAAAUGAAUUAAAAUCUGUGAUGGUUUUGCCCUCCAAAGCCUGUUGUGUACAUGGAGCUCCAUUUUGCUAUUUUCUUUGGAAUAAAGGAUGUUAUGUUCUCCUUCCUCUUUU